GUUAUAUAUAAUAUAAAUUAUUUUUUUGAAUAGAAAAGGAAAAUAUGGCAGAAUCUAAUACAAAAUUUGCAAUUAGUGUUAUUUGUGCAUCAAAUCAGAACAGAAGUAUGGAAGCACAUUGUAUACUUAAAAAUGCAGGAUAUAAUGUAAGAUCUUUUGGUACAGGUUCAGCUGUAAGACUUCCUGGACCUUCUAUAGAUAAACCUAAUAUUUAUCCAUUUGGAACACCUUAUGAUCAAAUAUACAAUGAAUUAAAGAAUAAAGAUAUAAAAUUAUAUACUGCAAAUGGUCUUUUAAAUAUGUUGGAUAGAAAUAGAAAGAUAAAAAAUUCUCCUGAAAGAUGGCAAGAUAAUAGAGAUAUUUUUGAUAUUGUUAUUACAUGUGAGGAAAGGUGUUUUGAUACUGUAUGUGAAGAUCUUAUUAAUCGAGGACAACUCAUGAAUCGUAUAGUACAUGUUAUUAACGUUGAUAUUAAAGAUAAUCAUGAAGAAGCUGUCAUUGGUGGGCAAGCUAUUUUAAAAUUAAUUAACGCCUUUGCUUCUUCAAAUUCAUUGGACGAUAAUAUUUAUGAUAUUCUAUCUACUUGGCAAAAAAAUCAUCCUAAACUAUCUCUACUUCAUUCUCUUCAUUAUCAAUAAUCUAUACUCUAUUUCUAACGUCUUUUCUACUUUUUUUUCAAAUUCA
Pneumocystis carinii B80 is the source of this 684-nucleotide messenger RNA. RefSeq lists its product as hypothetical. Gene Ontology annotation, biological process: termination of RNA polymerase II transcription. Gene Ontology annotation, cellular component: mRNA cleavage and polyadenylation specificity factor complex; nucleus. The transcript has 5 exons. Gene Ontology annotation, molecular function: RNA polymerase II CTD heptapeptide repeat phosphatase activity. The record is from RefSeq and is a predicted model, not a curated record. Bases 45 to 638 code for a protein of 197 amino acids. NCBI's taxonomy places the organism in Eukaryota, Fungi, Ascomycota, Pneumocystomycetes, Pneumocystales, Pneumocystaceae.